Messenger RNA from Caenorhabditis remanei, 4350 nucleotides. RefSeq lists its product as uncharacterized. Bases 1 to 4350 code for a protein of 1449 amino acids. The transcript has 21 exons. Lineage: Eukaryota; Metazoa; Nematoda; Chromadorea; Rhabditida; Rhabditidae. Gene Ontology annotation, cellular component: membrane. Gene Ontology annotation, biological process: transmembrane transport. The record is from RefSeq and is a predicted model, not a curated record. Gene Ontology annotation, molecular function: ABC-type transporter activity; ATP hydrolysis activity; ATP binding.
AUGAGAUAUCAGGAACAGUGCUUUGGAGACGGGUUCAAGGAACCCUACUGUCUCCUGUUCCGAGAUGGAAUCGCCGCACUUCCCCUCGUCGCUUUUUGGAUUCUCAUUCCAAGUUACACCCGAAUAGUGAGGAAUAAUGAGCCCGAGUUGAGAGCUCCCAAAUACUUUUGGGCUCAUUUGAUAUUUCAAGUGCUUCUCCUCGUGGAUAAUGCCGUUUUUGGUGCUCUUUACUUCAAUCAAUCCGAUCAUUUUCUGCCGCUUCUCCGCUUCUUUCAAGUACUUUCUUACGCAAACUGUUGCAUCUGGUUCAGUCUCCUCUCGAAACGUCUUCACUCAAUUCAUCCGUCAUUUUGUUUCAUUUUCUUGGUAUUAUUAGUUCUCAAAGCGGUUCAACUUCUGAUUCUUGCAUUCGAAUCAACAGUUGACGCAGGCGUCAUCGCCGAAUUCGUUCUUCUCAUGGCUGAGACUGCACUUUUAUCGGGAUCGACAAAACGGCUCGCCGAAAAUGAAGAAAAAGCGAAACUAACACCCGAGGAGAAGAGUUCAUUCAUCUCGAAAAUCUUCUUCUGCUGGCUGAAUCCCCUCAUUCGAACCGGUGCAAAAGACUCGCUGACAAAUGAAAAUUUGCAUAAUUUAAAUCAGAAUGCCACGUCAGAAUGGUUGUAUACGAGGUGGAGAGAUGAGUUCAGGAAGGCCAAGGAGAAGAACCUCGGCACCGUCCGUGAAACAUCCAUCGUUUGGCCAUUUAUCCGCAUUCAAAAAGCCACCAUAAUCACCUUAACUCUUGCCAGACUCAUUGCCGAUGUCGUCCAUUAUCUUAAUCCUAUUUUGUUGAAACAGUUAAUUGACUACGUAUCUCUUCAUGACCAACCACUUUCUUUCGGAAUCGCAAUUGCGUGCAUAAUGUUUCUUUCAGCUACAACGAGAUCAUUGCUUCAGAAUUAUCAGAUUGCCGGAAUGUGCCGUCAAGCUGUCUACUAUCAAACCGUCCUAAGUAACGCCAUCCUUCACAAAAUUCUCAAACUAAGCCCAUCGGCGAGAUCCAACCGAACAGCUGGAGAAAUUCUUAAUCAUGCUGCAGUGGAUAUCGAGAUCAUCGUCCAUUCAAUACCCUAUCUUCAAAAUAUGUGGUCCGUGCCGUUUCAGGUCACUCUAGCCAUGACUAUGCUAGCCAUAACCCUAGGAUGGGCUGCCGGUGCUGGAGUCAUCAUUAUGAUUCUUUUCGUUCCUCUCAACUUCUUAACAUCAAGAUUUAUCAAAACGUCACAACAAAAGCAGAUGAAAAUUAAGGACGAGAGAACGAAAUUGUCUAAUGAGAUGCUCAAUGGAAUAAAAGUGGUGAAACUCUACGCUUGGGAGGAGUCAUUCGAAGAACAAAUCAACAAACUCCGUGCGAAAGAAGUCAAAAUGUUCCGAAAUGUGUGUAUUCUGAGUAGAAUCGUCGAUGUGGCCAACGCAGCGAGUCCUUUCCUCGUCGCCAUCGGAUCGUUCACUUGCUAUGUUCUGUGGUCUCCAGAUGAGAAUGGACUGACGCCUUCUGUUGCGUUCGUAGCUCUCGUGAUAUUCAAUCAGUUGAGACAACCGAUGAGAAUGGUUGCUAACUUGAUUAACACUUUGGUUCAGGCACGUGUCUCUAACAAACGUCUCCGUCAGUUCUUGAAUGAUGAGGAGAUGGAGAGCAAAACUGAGGUCGCUUUGGGAAAUGCAAUUGUAUUUAAGAAUGCCACGUUGAAUUGGAAAGGACCUAUGAAUCCACCAGUUUUGAGAGAUCUCUGCGCCACCAUCAAACCAGGUCAACUGAUUGCCAUCGUCGGCAGUGUUGGAGGCGGCAAAUCGUCCCUUCUCAGCGCUGUCCUUGAUGAAAUGGUUCUUCUGGAAGGUCGUGUAAAAAUUGGUGGAUCCAUUGCGUAUGUUCCCCAACAUUCGUGGAUAUUCAACAAGUCGAUCAAAGAAAAUAUACUAUUUGGAAAUGAAUACAGCAAGUAUUUCUACAAUCAAGUCGUUGGAUCAUGUCAACUGAGACCCGAUUUCAAACAUUUUCAGCAAGGAGAACAGACUAUGGUUGGAGAGAAUGGAAUAACCCUAUCGGGAGGUCAAAAAGCGAGAAUCUCUCUUGCCCGGGCGGUCUAUCAAGAGAAGGAUAUCUACCUGUUGGAUGAUCCAUUGUCAGCAGUUGAUGCACAUGUUGGAAGGGCACUUUUCGAUAAAGUUAUUGGUCCGGAGGGUCUAUUGAGGUCGAAGACAAGAGUUCUCGUCACCCACAACCUACAGUAUACGAAAUAUGUGGAUAGUAUUUAUGUUAUUGAAGAUGGUCAAAUCGUCCAACACGGAUCAUUCGAAGACAUUGCUCACCUCGAAGGUCCCUUUGGAAGACUAUGGGCCGAAUGUGAGAACCCAGAAGAGGCUGAAAAUGCUGAAGAACUAGAUGACGUCGUCCCAGAAGACGUGACACCUCCAGAAAUCAUUGAGAAGACAGAAGCUGUCAAGAAAGUCGAUCGUACCAAUUCUCACAUUUCCGAGAAAUCAGAAAAAUCACAGAAACCGGAAAAUCCGGAGAACGUUCAGCUGGGAAGAGUCAAGAAGAGUGUCUACAAUCUGUAUAUUCGGACGAUGGGAAUAUUCAACACCUCCGCCUUUUUCAUAUUCUUUAUCUCUCAUUUCACUGUUAUGAUCAUGAGAUCUCUAUGGUUAUCCGAUUGGUCGAAUGAGAAUGCAGAGCUGAAGAAAAGGGGCGGAGUCAGUGGGAAUUCAAGUUACGAAGAUGAGAUGAUCAGUGUGGAGACGAGAUUGAUUGUGUAUGCAGGAUUCGGAGGGUUGGAGAUGCUCCUCCUGGCCCUUGCCUUCACAGUAUUAACUAUCGGAAGUCUCCGUGCAUCUUACCGUCUCCAUGCUCCACUCAUCCACUCACUUCUCCGUGCUCCCAUCUCAUUUUUCGACACCACACCGAUUGGAAGAAUCAUCAAUAGGUUGUCAAGAGACCUUGACGUCAUCGACAAGUUACAAGACAACAUCCGGAUGUGUACGCAAACCUUGUUGAAUGCUUGUAUGAUCCUUGUUCUCAUCUCCAUCUCCACACCAAUCUUUUUGUUGUGUGCUGCUCCAUUGAUAUUGAUUUAUUACUUUGUUAUGAUCUACUAUAUUCCCACUUCGAGACAGCUGAAACGAUUGGAAAGUGCUAAUCGGUCACCGAUUUUGUCAACGAUCGCAGAGUCAAUUCAUGGCGCUUCUUCGAUUAGGGCAUUUGAUAAGACUGACAGAACCACCAGUGCCCUCGCCUCCAACGUCGACAAGUUCGCCCAAUGUCGUUACCUCUCCCAUAUGUCGAAUAGAUGGUUGGCCACUCGUCUGGAACUUCUUGGAAAUACUACAGUACUCUUUGCCUCUUUAUCUGCCACACUCUCCACUAAAUACUUUGGAUUGACACCCGGAAUGGCUGGUCUCUCGGUUUCGUAUGCUCUGACAAUCACAGAAGUUUUGAAUAUCUGUGUGAGAGCUGUCAGUGAAAUCGAAUCAAACAUUGUUUCUGUGGAACGAGUCAAUGAAUAUCAGAAGUUGGAACCAGAAGCCCCGUGGAUAGUUGAAGGAAGUUUAGAGAAUGAGGAGAAGUGGCCGAGUAAAGGAAAGAUUGAAUUGAACAAGUUCUCGAUGAGAUAUCGGAAGAAUCUUCCAAUGGUUUUAAAAGAGAUUGACUUGAAAAUUGAAGGAGGAGAGAGAAUUGGAAUUAUUGGAAGAACUGGAUCAGGGAAGAGCUCGUUGACAAUGGCUUUGUACAGAAUGAUCGAAGCAGAAUCUGGCACAAUCCGAAUCGAUGACGUGGAAAUCGAUUCGAUUGGAUUGCAUCAACUCCGUUCCAAACUCAUUAUCAUUCCACAGGAACCAGUCGUUUUCUCAGGAACACUUCGAUUCAAUUUGGAUCCAUUCAAUCAAUACUUAGAUGAUCAGAUAUGGAGAUGUUUAGAUAUUUGUCAGCUGAAACAAUUCGCUCAGGAAGAUGAAAAAACACUGGAUCGACAUAUUGCAGAGGGAGGCAAGAAUAUGAGCGUCGGUGAGCGCCAACUCCUCUGUCUCUGCCGUGCUCUUCUUCGGGGAGCCCGGAUAGUAAUCCUCGACGAGGCAACUGCUUCAGUGGAUACAGUUACCGAUGGAAUUGUUCAAAGAGCAAUUCGACAGCAUUUCCCCCAAUCAACGACUAUUUCAAUUGCUCAUCGUUUAGAUACUAUUGUAGACUCGGAUAGAAUCGUAGUUCUAGACGCCGGACGGGUAGCCGAAUUCGAUACACCCUCAAAUUUGUUGCUCAAUCCGGAUUCUCUGUAUUCUCAGCUAUUAAAUGAGAAAAAUAGAAAGCAAUAA